Lactuca virosa is the source of this 3189-nucleotide messenger RNA. The record is from the annotation of a GenBank genome assembly. Lineage: Eukaryota; Viridiplantae; Streptophyta; Magnoliopsida; Asterales; Asteraceae.
AUGGAAGAAUCCACUAUCUCAUUCACCGGUGAAUCUGAUAUAUGUCAACAACUCCUACACCGUUACAGCAAAUCCAUUGCACCUCAACACUUCCACCUCUGCGCAAUUGCUUCUGCUUUUCUUUCUACCGCCCAAUCUGAAUCUCGGUCCCUCACUCCCCUCGAUUACUACUAUGCCACCAUUGAUGCCCUCCUUGAUUCCUCCAAAACAGAUAAUAAUGAUGCUGAUGAUGUAGUAUCUGCGCUGUCGUCCUUUUUGGCACUUGUGUUACCUCUGGUUCCUAAGAAGUCUAUAGAUAUGUCCACCGCGGCUAGGGCUGUGGAAAUUGUGGUCAAUCUGUUAGAUAAUUCAUGUCAGGGUUUGCAGGUUUCGAGAGUGAGGGCUUUGCUCAAGUGUUUGGGAUUGUUGCUGGAGUUGUGUAAUUCGGCCGAUUCGAAAUUCGUUCAAUUAGGUUUCCAGACGCUCAUCAAGCAUGCAAUAGAUAAACGUCCAAAGGUUAGAAAAUGUGCUCAAGAUCGUGUUGUGAAGGUCUUCAAGUCUUUCCAAUCUCCUGUUGUCAAAAACAGUGCAAGCAAGUUGGUGCUAAAAUCAUUCAAAACAUGUAUGUCCUCGGCAAUUAAAACAGUUGGUUCAAGAUCAGCAGAUGGUUCUAAAGAUGAUCUUGUAUCAAAAUGUAAACACUUAGAGGUUCUUCGCAUGUUCGAUUUGUUGAAAAUUCUGCUCCCUUGUUUACCAAGCGAAGUCAUAUCAAAAGCCAUUGUAGAAUUACAAAAAUCUUUAAGUACCAAGUUCUCACUGUUGGCGAUGCAUGCUUUGGAUUUCAUGGAAGAGAUACUUCGAUUCUUUGAAUCUGAAUCUGAACCCGAACCCGAACCCGAACCUGAACUUACAAUGUCAGAUAAAGUAAAGAUAGUAAAAAAAUGGAAUUGCCAUUAUUCAUUAGUCAUUGGUUCUAUAGCAGGUCUUUUGAAGACAUCUGAGGCUACUGCUAUAAGGGCUUCAAAUAUUUUAAAAGAAAUGAUAAACCGUGUAGAUUUAUAUGAACAUGUAGAUACUGACGGAUCCAAGGAAUCAAGAAUAGUGAAAUCCUUAUGUGAUGCACUUCUAGAAGUUCUGAGUACACAGAAAGGAACUCCAAAUGAGCAUUCUUUGGCUGUCAUCUCUGAUUUAUUUCGCGAACUUUGGGAAUAUUCUCAUACAUACAUGGGCAACAUACUUUUAAAGCUUGCUAGUUUUAUGACAACCGCAUCUGGUGAUGUAAAACAUCUUCAGGAGUGUAUCGGGUCUGCCAUAAUUGUUAUGGGACCUGUUAAAGCACUUGCACUGUUACCUAUCUCACAUGAUGCCGAUGAUCUAACAUUCUCAAAUACUUGGUUGAUACCCAUAUUGAAGGAAUAUACAUGUAGAUCAUACUUGGAGUUUUUUAUUCAAAGUAUUGUGCCUCUAGCUGAAUCCUUCCGGGAAGCAUCCCAAAAAGUUAAAAGAUCAGAAAUUAGAGAAGAACUACAGUCUCAUGCACGUGGUUGUUGGGGAUUACUGCUCGCCUUUUGUCGCCAACCAAUUGACAUGCAUGAAACUUUUGGAUCUUUGGCGAAGCUUCUGAUUUCAUACAUAGAAAAAGAUGCGUAUAUGCUGGAGGAUAUUGCCAUUGCAUUGCAGCAUCUUGUGAAUGACAACAAAAACUGGAGUUCAUUGGAUGAUGAUCAGACUUCCAAACUUCCAAGGAUCGAUUACGACAAAAAAAUUGCUACCAGAAACAUCAAGGCCUUGUCGUCAUGUUCAGAGGAGUUAUUGAUGGCUUUUACCCAAGUUUUCUUUCAAGUGUCACCCAUGAAGCGUGCUUUUGUAAAGGAUACGAUUGGAUGCUUGGCACUUGUUACUGAAUAUUCAACAAUAAAAGUGAUUUUCAUUUCAUCACUUAAGCUGAAUGUUUCUGUAGAGAAAAUCAGAGUUGAUGCAAAUAUGUGUCUGCUACUAGAACUAGCAUCAUCUUUUGUUGGGGCAACUAGCAUUGAUCCUACUGAUCUUAUAUACGACUUUAUUAAGGAUUGCUUGCAGGAAGAGAAUGACAACCUUCAAAGUGAAGCAUAUGCCACUCUUUACAAAAUCUUGGAGGAAUGUUUUGAGUUCAAGUCUUCAAAAUUUGAGCAACUUAUGGAUUUAUUACUUGAUUUGAAGUCCCCUGUCGAUAUUAUUUCACUUAGACGGCGGUUUUCGUGCUUCAAGAUCUUGUUAGUUCACUCCAUUGAGAUAACUCGCGAUGGAGAGAACACGUAUGGUGUUCAUAUGCUGAAUGAAAUCAUAGUGACAAUAGCAGAUUCCAAGGAAGAAAGUAGAAAAGUGGCACACGACGUCCUUCGAAAGACAAGUUCAAUCUUGAAAAAAACAUCUUUAUCUAAGAGAAAAAGAGCACCUUAUUAUGAAUUCAUCACCAUGAUAAUGGGGUAUAUCUCUGGGUCUUCUCCUUGCAUAAAAAGUGGUGCAGUCUCUGCGCUGUCUGUACUAAUAUCUAACGACUCAGAAAUUUGUCAUUUGAUGCCCGAUCUUGUGUCAGAAAUCCUUGAAUUGCUGGAUAGUGAAGACAUACAAGUUACAAAAGCUGUUUUAGGGUUUUUAAAGAUGUUGGUUUUGAGCCUUCAAGCGAGAGACUUGCAGAAGUUCUUGUCUGAUAUCUUAGAAGAACUUCUUCCAUGGUCAUCUAUUUCUCAACAUCAUAUCAAAUCAGAAGUGACAUUAAUUUUUGAGAUUAUGAUGCGGAAAUGUGGUUCUGCAUUGGUCAAAUCUCUUGUACCAGAGAAAUACCGAGAUUUUGUUGACAAUGAUCGUAAAGGCAAGACAAGUUUCCCAGAAGACGUCAUGUCAUAGAUACGAUACAACAAGUUUCCCAGAAGACGUCAUGUCAUAGAUACGAUACAACUCUCUAACGGGUGUAAACUAUGCUUAACUAGUUUUAGGUGUUUGUUUUUGAAGAGGUAAAUGUUGUGUUAAUCCAAACCAAGUCGAUCGCGUGAUUAUCUUUAGGGGUAUUUUUAGUCCUUGUAGAGUUUGAAUAAGGGGUCGUUUGAUAGUUGCUAACUGGGUUGAAAGCUGACCGAGUUAGAAAUUCUGACUGAGUUAGCUUCUGACCGAAACUUGUUGUUUGAUUUUGUACAUGACUGACUGUGCAAAAUGACUAUAACCUUAAACAAC